GCUCAGUCGCAUAGUGGCUGUAGGGGGAAGAUGGCGGCUGCUGGACCCCAGCGGGUGUGGACUGCGGAGCAGCUGCGCAGCGAAGCGCUCCCCAAGAAGGACAUCAUCAAGUUUCUGCAGGACAACGGCUCGGAUUCGUUUCUUGCAGAACAUAAAUUACUAGGAAACAUAAAAAAUGUGGCCAAGACAGCAAACAAAGAUCAUUUAGUCACAGCCUACAACCAUCUUUUUGAAAGUAAGCGUUUCAAAGGUACUGAGAGUAUUGCCAAAGUGACAGAGCAGGUGAAAAGUGUGAAGCUUGAUGAAGAGAAAUCCAAAGAAGUCAAGCAUGAAGAGACUUUGGAUGAGGGUCCACCAAAAUAUACGAAAUCUAUUCUUAAGAAGGGAGAUAAAACUAACUUUCCCAAAAAAGGAGAUGUUGUUCAUUGCUGGUACACAGGAACAUUACAGGAUGGAACUGUUUUUGAUACUAAUAUUCAAACUAGUGCAAAGAAGAAAAAGAAUGCUAAGCCUCUAAGUUUUAAAGUUGGAGUGGGUAAAGUUAUCAGAGGAUGGGAUGAAGCACUCUUAACAAUGAGUAAAGGAGAAAAGGCUCGCCUGGAGAUUGAACCUGAAUGGGCUUAUGGAAAGAAAGGACAGCCUGAUGCAAAAAUUCCACCAAAUGCAAAACUCACUUUUGAAGUGGAAUUAGUGGACAUUGAUUGAAGUGAUAAAUGUUUUACUGACUGAACUACAUACUUCAGGAACUUCUUCUACAAGCCUGUGGCCUUGUGUAUACUUGAAGAACUGACCUUAUUCUUGGGGGUGGGGAAAACAUUCAUUUUGAGGAUAAAUCCCUCAAGUUGAGCAUGUAUUGUUGAGGCUAUGUACAAGGCUGGUUGGGGUUGAGUUUUCUAUUAUUUAAUAGCCAUAUUUGUAAAUACAAAAUUCUGAAUACAAAUACAUUAACACAAGUAACA
Messenger RNA from Vombatus ursinus (common wombat), 959 nucleotides. Its product is annotated as peptidyl-prolyl cis-trans isomerase FKBP3. Gene Ontology annotation, molecular function: peptidyl-prolyl cis-trans isomerase activity. The record is from RefSeq and is a predicted model, not a curated record. NCBI's taxonomy places the organism in Eukaryota, Metazoa, Chordata, Mammalia, Diprotodontia, Vombatidae. The transcript is spliced from 7 exons. Bases 31 to 705 code for a protein of 224 amino acids.